GAAUACACCAAGAUGAUUCACGUGCUCCAGUCCUACUGCAUCAUCUCUACAGGGGUUCGUAUCACCUGCACCAACCAGACAGAACAGGGCAAACGCACCCCGAUCCUCUGCACCAGCGCCACGACAGUUAUUUUACAUCAACAACCCUCCGUGUGAUCCUUCUAAGGUUUCCAAGCUUGUGAAUGAAGUGUAUCACACGUUUAAUAGACAUCCAUUUGAUGCAUUGAACAUCACUGUUGCCUCAGAGUGUGUGGAUGUGAACGUCACUACAGACAGGAGUCAAAUCUUUCUCCAGGAAGAGAAGCUUCUGCUAGCCAUCAUGAAGAGCUCUCUCAUCGCCAUGUACGAGACUGGAGUCAACAAGAUCAGCCUCAACCAUACAUCCUUCCCCAUGACCAGUAAGUAAACACACUUUUUGGCUGCUUGUUCUCAUGCCAACAGUUAUUCAUUUAUUUAUUUAUCCUUCAUUUAUACAGGUGAAUAUACAUGUGUUUCAAGGGACACCUGCUUCAAUCCGAAGGUUUGCUGUCAUCCUGCUGUGUUUCAUCGGUUUUAAUUAAUGUUGAGUUUGACCUUUUCUCUAUGUUCCUACAGACCAGCGGAGCCUCCGUCUGAAAUGGAAGGUUGUCAGGUGGUUCCAUCAUCUGAGAUGACGGCUCCCAAAGCUGGAUAUUAUUUUGAACCUGUGAUUCCAAGUCCCAGAUCAUCUCUCAAUCUGGCUGGCUUAAAAACUGCUAUGUCCAUGCACAACAGCCAGGCACUGGGGCUAAGUCGAACACUACAAAAGUUGCUAACACUGGUCCAACCCAGAAUAAGCUGCAGUCUUUCUUUGGAGGCUCUGAGAAGAGUCAGAACACACACAGGCCAAGUUUACAAUCAGUUUGGAAAUCCAGUCAAGGUGCAGUGA
Messenger RNA from Coregonus sp. 'balchen', 907 nucleotides. NCBI's taxonomy places the organism in Eukaryota, Metazoa, Chordata, Actinopteri, Salmoniformes, Salmonidae. The record is from the annotation of a GenBank genome assembly.